UUCCCCUCUAGCUUGUAACUUUAAUAACAUUGUGAAUGUUUUUGUUGUUGUUAUCGUUUUGCGUCUGUUCAUGGCGAAAGCCAGGCCAGCAAGAACCAUAGAUUCCUAUACGAUUAAAGGAACAAACAAAGUCAUACGAGUCGGGGAUUGCGUGCUUUUGCGACCCUCGGACUCUUCGAAGCUACCUUAUGUGGCUAAGGUGGAGAAUAUCGAAUUGGAUAGUAGAGGCCAUGUGAGGGUUAAUGUUCGCUGGUAUUAUCGGCCCGAGGAAUCGAUCGGAGGCCGCAGACAGUUCCAUGGUGCCAAGGAAGUCUUCCUUUCAGAUCACUGUGAUGUGCAGAGCGGCGACGCCAUUGAGGGAAAGUGUACCGUCCACAGCUUCAAGAGCUACACUAAGCUUGAUGCUGUUGGUAACGAAGAUUUCUUCUGCCGCUUCGAGUAUAACUCCAUCACUGGAGCUUUCAAUCCUGAUAGAGUUGUUGUAUACUGCAAGUGUGAAAUGCCUUACAAUCCUGAUGACCUGAUGGUUCAGUGUGAGGGCUGCUCUGAUUGGUUCCAUCCCCAUUGUAUAGAUAUCAGUCCAGAGGAAGCGAAAAGAAUUGAACACUUCUUCUGUCAAAGUUGCUCCUCUGAAGAUCAUCAGAAGCUGAGCAGCUCUCACAAUGCUUCAAGACACCCAGAGACAAAGGUGGAUACCAAACGCCGAAGGAGGUGAUAGGUUUAGCUUUUACAUGCACAUGCAGCAAGAUAGAGAUAUUCUGAAGUACUCUUGGCUUCUCUCUUGGAGGCUUUAGGCAACAGAAAUGUACAGAAACAUGUCAUUAGCAGAAUGUUAUGGGAAUAAGGCUGGUUUACAUAUUGUCAUAUCUUAAUUUGGUCCAGGAGGCAUGUAAAGCAGCACAUUUAUCCAUGAAAGGUCAAAAAGGUAUUUGUUGGUCUGUAAAUAGGAAUUGUGUCUUUCCUGUUUUCUGGAUUCCUGUUUUGUUCCUUCUUAAGGUCUUCUAUGUAUCAUCCCAACCCAUAAGAUGCAAGA
This is a messenger RNA of Telopea speciosissima, 1033 nucleotides long. RefSeq names its product chromatin remodeling protein EBS-like. Lineage: Eukaryota; Viridiplantae; Streptophyta; Magnoliopsida; Proteales; Proteaceae. The coding region runs from base 71 to 715 and encodes 214 amino acids. Gene Ontology annotation, molecular function: chromatin binding. The transcript is spliced from 5 exons. The record is from RefSeq and is a predicted model, not a curated record.